ACACCUGCUCAUCAUCACUCGCCCACCUAUUCCUAUUAAUCUUCUCACAACUCACAACCACAUACAGUAGCCAUCAGCAUCCAAUCCAUAAUCCCCCCAUACACACAAAACCAAAAACCAAGACGGCCUUUCCUUUUGACAAACCAUGCCCAGCAACGCCAGGAUCUUAGAGGCUCUGAAUGUCCGGGUAACCGGGUUGGGCGAGCAGUACCUGGUCCUGGCCCAUGGCUUCGGCACUGACCAAUCCGCCUGGCAGCGCAUUCUCCCUUACUUCAAACCUAACUACCGCAUCAUCGUAUACGACCUCGUCUGCGCCGGAAGUGUCAACCCCGAUUACUUCGAUUUCAACCGCUACACCAACCUCGACCCCUUCGUCGACGACUUGCUCACCAUCCUCGACGCCGUCGGUGUCAAAAAGUGCGCCUACGUCGGCCACUCUGUCUCCGCCAUGAUCGGCAUCCUCGCCUCCAUUCGCCGCCCCGAGCUUUUCUCCAAGCUCAUCCUCCUCGGCGCUUCUCCAAGGUUUCUGAACGACAGGGACUACCACGGAGGGUUCGAGCAGGAGGAGAUUGAGAAAUUGUUCUCGGCGAUGGAGGCGAAUUACUCGGCCUGGGUCAACGGCUUCGCGCCACUAGCCGUUGGAGCCGACGUGCCAGCCGCCGUCCGAGAGUUCAGCCGGACCCUUUUCAACAUGCGCCCCGAUAUCUCGCUCUUCGUUUCGCGGGCCGUCUUCAACAGCGACCUGAGGGAGUUUUUGGGCUUUGUCCGGGUGCCCUGUUUCAUAAUCCAGACCGCAAGAGACCAUUCUGUCCCUGCCUCCGUGGCGAACUACCUGAAAGACCAUCUGGGUGGCCGGAACACCAUCGUGACGCUCGAGACGGAGGGCCACUUGCCGCAUUUGAGCGCGCCGGGUUUGUUGGCCCGUAAGCUCCGCCAGUGUCUGUUGUCGUCGUAGUAAUAAAUGUACCCGACCCGAAUGUGUGCCCGGCUCGGCCCACUAAGUGGGGGUCCCAGAAGAGGAAAUUCCAAUAAGGCUAGAGAUUGAUGACGCGUGUAUAAUAAUCUGUGGACGUUAGUCCUUUUGGGCUUUUCUUCCACUUUGGAUUAUAUGAUCUGCGGAAGGGGAUAAGAAUCUCCAUGUGAUUAUCACGUGGUUAUGUGUCCCUCUUUUGUCAAUUUGGCCUUCUUUUCUGUUUUUUUUUGUCUUCUUCUAUUUUCUUCUGCCUUUCUUUUUUUCUUUUUACUUUUUUUCUUUUUACUCUUUUGGGUUUGGCAUCUUCCUUUGUGGGAAUUCUUGUAUGCACGACGUAUAUUCACACGACAUAAUCUUAACCGUUCAUAACAAUUCAUAUGUUUGACCACCAUAUUUAUAUAUUAUUUUUU
Fragaria vesca subsp. vesca is the source of this 1383-nucleotide messenger RNA. RefSeq names its product sigma factor SigB regulation protein RsbQ-like. The coding region runs from base 146 to 955 and encodes 269 amino acids. The record is from RefSeq and is a predicted model, not a curated record. NCBI's taxonomy places the organism in Eukaryota, Viridiplantae, Streptophyta, Magnoliopsida, Rosales, Rosaceae. The transcript is spliced from 2 exons.